GGGGAGGGAGCCAGGCAGAGCUGAUCCCACGUGUGACGCUCGCAUUCCCGGCUCAGUAAUAUUCUCUUAGCUCUGACAGUGUGUGUGUUAGUUACUGGCCAUAGUUGGGUUAGCCAUGGAGGGAGACGGGAGCCAAGCCACAUCUGGAAGCCCUAACGAUUCGCAACACGACCCGGGUAAAAUGUUUAUCGGUGGCCUCAGCUGGCAAACUUCACCAGACAGCCUUAGAGACUAUUUUAGUAAAUUUGGAGAAAUCAGAGAAUGUAUGGUGAUGAGAGAUCCCACGACAAAACGCUCCAGGGGAUUUGGCUUCGUUACGUUUGCUGAUGCGGCCAGUGUAGAUAAGGUCCUAGCUCAACCUCACCACGAAUUAGACUCAAAGACGAUCGAUCCUAAAGUUGCCUUUCCAAGACGCGCUCAACCCAAGAUGGUCACAAGAACAAAGAAAAUAUUUGUAGGCGGAUUAUCAGCUAACACAGUAGUUGAAGAUGUGAAGCAGUAUUUUGAACAGUUUGGCAAGGUAGAAGAUGCUAUGCUUAUGUUUGAUAAAACUACAAAUAGACAUAGAGGAUUCGGCUUUGUAACUUUCGAGAACGAGGAUGUGGUGGAAAAGGUCUGCGAGAUUCAUUUUCACGAAAUCAAUAAUAAAAUGGUAGAAUGUAAGAAGGCCCAGCCGAAGGAAGUGAUGUUUCCUCCAGGGACGCGGGGGAGAGCUAGAGGUCUGCCCUACACCAUGGACGCCUUUAUGCUGGGAAUGGGCAUGCUGAGUUAUCCAAACAUUGUAGCAACGUAUGGCCGCGGAUACACUGGUUUCGCCCCAAGCUACAGCUACCAAUUCCCUGGCUUCCCGGCAACAGCGUACGGUCCCGUAGCGGCGGCGGCGGCAGUGGCGGCAGCGCGUGGCUCAGGUAGGGGGGCCCGUGGAAGAGGCGGCUACGCAGUAUACCCUCAGAGCACAGGGCCAGGCUUCCCCGAUUACGGUUUCUAUUCCUCGCCAAGCGACCAACGGGGGCCCCCCUUCUCCUUUGCGGACUAUGGCUCCCUGGGCCCCCAGGCGGCUCAGCUGCUGCAAAGCGAGCAUGCCACAUCAGCCUGCAACUCCCCUCUCCAGCACCUGGCCAGCCCGGAUCAAUAUAAGAGCCCAGGCACCAACCCGCCCCGGCCUGGAGCCUUUCCUGGAGCCAGCAGCCCCGGGCCAGUGGCUGACCUGUACGGCCCCACCAGCCAGGACUCCGGCGUGGGCAACUACAUUAGCGCUGCUAGUCCCCAGCCCGGCUCCGGCUUCGGACACAGCAUUGCUGGUCCUUUGAUUGCGACAGCUUUUACAAAUGGAUACCAUUGAAACCUAACAGGUGGUUGGUUGCCAUCUCAUUUGAGCAGAGUUUAUCAGGAGGCCCGGGGAAGACUGGCCGGAGUUUCUAAUUGGUUCUGUGUACAGGUAAAGGCCAUUAAACUUCAAGCACUACAGCGCUGAACGGGAAUCUAAAGCUGAGAUGGCGCCACACGAAGAACAAACCCAAACGUCAGAAUCAUCUCAGCAAGAAGAAGAAAAAAAAAACAACGAAAAAAACAAAACAAAACAAAUCUGCUGUACUAUACUGAAAACCUGGCUUUUGAAUAUUUUAUCCUAGUGUAGCCCUGACCUUGACUUAGGAUUUUACUUUUCCUUUAUUGUCUUUCCUUUUAGUCAUCUUUAAUUGUGUACACGUUUUUGUUGAGUUUCUAGAUGUUCUUCAUUGUUCUUGAAAGCUCUCUGAUGAGAGCGACUAUGUAAACAUAAACUAAUGUCUUUUUUUUUUUUUUUUUUGAGGUAGUAAUAUUCCAGUUUCAUUUCACAGUCCUCGUCUAUCGCGUUUUCAGGUUUCAUUUCAUUCGAGCAAGAAAUCGGAUCGAGAUGACUCGGACAUUUUUAAUUCAAGCCUAAACCGCAAUGAGUGGGUAACUCAAAAAAAAAAAAAAUCUUAGUAGCUCUGUUCUAUGUUUAUUGUGAUGUCUUGUUAACCAUGAUUACCUAUUUUGGGCAAUAAGAGGACUACAAUAUUUUCACAGUCCUUUUUUAUAAAUGUCAUUUUUGUUGUCGAUGAGAUGAAAAAAAAAGAGAAAAAGCUUUCCUUUUAAUACUUUGUGAAAUGAGAUUUAAAAAGAAAAGAAUUCUGAAACUGUAAAUAUUAUUCUGUUCACUGCAUCAAACUGUUUCUGAGAGAGAACCAUAUUUUUGUGACGGUGUCAUAGAGGUUGUAUCGUGCGCAAGACGCAAAAAUAUCUUCGAGGCUCAAUGCAGUAACCGAGGUCCAUCUGUAGCACAAAGGCCGUGAUUUACCCCAGUACGGACGAAACUCGAUCCAACACGCUUUGUAAAUACCGUCGGCUUUCCAACUGUGCAGGUGUGUCCGACCAGCAUACGGAUUAGAUAGUACGUUAAGAUGUGCACAGCUUACAAAGACAAUAUAGAGAAAUCACCACAAAAUCCAAAGCACACAUCAAGAGUUAUGAUUUCAAACCGUGUCGAGACAUUUCAACCUUCAUUUGGUGUCCUAGUGUGGGCUUCUUUUUCCCGUGCGCCGAACGAUUCGAAUAUUUAUCAUCACCGAGGCAAUAUGAAAUUGCUCUACGAUUAGGAAAACCAAGUCUUUUAUACCAUUACCUCAGUCCUGUGAGAAUUACUUUAAAGGAGAUUGCAAAUUAACUUAUUUUAGCCUGAGACAGAUAUUGAAAAAGAUAUUAAAGUGUUGUUUUGAAAUUAAGUAAAUCAUUGCACUGUGAGAGAGAAUUUAUCAUUUUCUAUUUGCACAUGUCAACUGACAGUCUCUAACAUGGGUCAUGUGAAGGACCGCUGUGGAAAGCCUUUCCUUCCACACAGGAUAACACUUACAAAUCUGGAGUCUUGGCUUGCGUUGAUUUGAAGACUGUACUUUUAAAUGAUCUCUUUCCAGGGAUUUUAUUCUAGAAUAACAGAGAUGACAGAUGAGUUUAUUGGUAGCAAUAGUUCAUUUCCUCAGAAACACUGAAACUGAUUGAAACCAGUAGCUGCUACACACAUUUGUUGUACAUGUGGGGACUGGAUUUGAUGAGACACAAAUGGCAUUUAGAAAUAUGAAUUGACUGAUGUAUGCUGUUUGUUUUUUUCGAUCUUGUUGAAAAUGUUUUAUUUUUCUUUUAUUUAUUUUUGGGGGUUUUCUUUUUGGUUUUUCCGUUUCUGUUCAUUUCACUGAACUAACAGGUGAGGCAGAAUGCUGGAAGACGCGAUAAAGUCAUAUGAGUUUUAAAAGACAAGGAGAACUUUGUGCUAACUGUUUGAGCUGUUUCAAAAAAGACAAACGUGCAAGAAAAAAAAAAGAAAAAAAAGAAAAGAAAAUGAUCCCGAACUUCUUUUCAAUUUAAAUAGGGAUGGAUUUUUAUCAAUAUUUUUGUGGAUGUUAAUGAUUAUACUAAAUAUAACAAUGACAAUAAUACAGAUAUUAUGUACUGUAUUUAUCAAUUGUUUCUCUUCAUUCCCUGUCACCCCAUUCAGUAAUCUUAUGUUGAUCAUUGUAUUUUAGUAGUGUGUAAAAAAAAAAAAAAAAAAAAAAAAAAAAAAAAAGUACAGGAAUAUGACUUUACCUUGUAAAAGAGUGCUGUCUUGAUGCCAGUGUAGUGGUCUAUACACUUCUUGGUUAGUAUUUUUCACAUUUCCCCUCCCCCAUCACUCUCCUUUUGUCGUUUUUUCCCCUUUCUCUAUAUCUCACACUCUCUCUUUAGUGAGUAGUCGUAGGUGUUAUGUACUUAAUGUUAAGAUGUAGACGUAUUCAUUAGCAAUUGUAGGACCAGUAAGGAUAGAACUUUCUCUUUAUAAUCAUUUAAAGACAAAAGACAAAAAAUGCUGAGCGUUCUUUUCAUAGUAAUUUUCCUUUCUUUUUUUCUUUCUUUCUUUUUGGUUCUCCUUUUUUUUUUUUUUUUGUUCCACUGUUUUGCUGGUCUCACAUGGUUUCAACUAACCAAAGCUCUCACUGAUGAAAUCUAGGAGAAAGAAAUUGCUGUACGACUGAAUUGUAAUCAAGGCAUUAAUUGGAUCCCCACCCUUGAAUGUUUUAAAAGGGGUGUGUGCCAUACUACCUUAAAUGCUAACGCUAGAUAUGCAAAACCGUUUUCACUUUCAUUCUUUUUUAAGGGGGAUGCAAGCUAUAAUUAUAUUUUUUUAGUCAGUUCUAACACAGUAAUGAUGAUGAUAUAUCGUAAUCAUUAUAGAUCAAACGAAUAGGUUUUGAUGUUUCUACUCUUCAAAAAAUAUCCCAGUGGCAUAUGGCGCUACUUUUUUUUAAAAAUCUUUUUUUUUUUUUUUUUAUCGUGUCUGCUUAGAUAGUCAUGUGGGACAUACGACAUGAUUUUUUUUCAUUGCCAGCUUUUCAUUUUAAUUCAACAUCUACAUUCGGUAGCAGACAGCGUCAUUGUCUGUUCUGACGUCAUACGAAUUCUCUUGACUUGAGUGUGAAUCCAGUGUCACACUGAAUCUGUAUUCCUGAAUCACAUCUCUUCUCAGGGAUAUCAAACAUGAGCCAAUGUUUUGUCAAUUUUUGUAACACUAGCGGGUUAUGAUCAGUAAAUAGCACAACUUUUAAUGAAAGGUGUCUAAUCCAAGUAAUUCAAUAUAUUCGAGCUAAAUUUAAAGGUGCUGUCGUCGGGAUGACUCUCUCUUUUUUUAACUGUAACAUCUUAGUUGGAUGUCUCUUAAAAAGUUGAGUAUCCAGCAUCCAUUUAGGUCUUGAUGCUCGUAUAGAUUUAGAAACAGCUGAAGGCAAACGUUUAACGGCAGAUGAAGUACGUUUCCCUUUUGCUGUCAAAUAAGAGUGUGACUGAAAGCUGAUUAAAAUGAAGGCUGGCAAUCUUUUCCUUUUGCGUCGGUUAGCUUAGCUUAUUUUUUUCCCCGUAAUUUGAUCUCGUAGCUUGGACUUUAAGGUAGCAUGGCUCUGUUGCCACCAUUUUGUUUUCCAUGGACAGCAGUUUACAGCGGAUGAAUGUUACACAUCUUGCUAGACUAGUUAAAUCAUUGGAAAAUUGUUGGUUUAAAAAAAAAAAAAAAAAAGAAAACGAAAAAAGAAAAUGACCUGGAAGGUGUCGAGUGGUUUUGGGAGUGAACUACCGUAUCCAUUUAAACUUGAAUUUUGCGGCAAGUGCUAGGCAAUGGCCAAAACGAUCAUCCCACUAAUAAAGCAGCGAAACGUCCUACACUGUAAUGUCUGAUGUACAGUAUACUUGUAUCCAUAUACAAGAUAUAUAUGUAAAGUGUAUAUAUCUCUUUGUUAAAUUCAUCAUCGUCAUCAUCAUCGUAGGGAAACUGAUGCUAGUUCACACGCUGUUUGUUUCACUGGCUGUGUGUUGUGUAAGAGCUGCAGCAGUAGUAGUUUAGCUGCAGAAUGUGUCGCGUAAACCUGACGAGGACGCGUAGCUCAAUGGGGACGGUACGGUCAAUGUGGUGUCAUUAGAGGUGGAGGGUUUUAUUUUUGCCACGUCCUUUGGGAACUCCGUCUCCCAUUUUCUCCUGCAUGAGGUUCAGGCCUCGCUGAUUGCCUUGCCCAUUCCUAACACUUGCCCAUUUUUUAAUGUUAACGGACUUUUUACCGUGAGAACUGACUGAACGGACUGACGUCUGAAAGCAUCUUUCAGGUCUUCUUGUAUGGCUUGCUCAAGCCCUGUUGUAAAAUAAACUAAAGUGGAUGGGGGUCUCUCACAUCUCAGAUGUGGAAAGUAUAAUUUUAUAUUUGUAUUUUCAAAUAAUAAUGAUAAUAAUAAUAAAAAAUGUUUGUGAAAGGUUUCCAUCCUCUACUGUGGUCCAGAAAUCAAUGUGUUUGUCUGGAAAAGAUUAAAAAAAAAAUAAAAAUAAAUAAAAGAGUUUUGAACCAUUUCACUCAUGGUUUUUAUUUUCAACUUUUUUCAAGCAAUCGAUUUGUGAUUUGAAAGGAAAUGAAUAUACCCUGCAAAAGAUUGUAUGCCAGAACAUGCACAACAAUUAAAAUGCACAAAGUUCUUGUGUAA
Pimephales promelas (fathead minnow) is the source of this 6009-nucleotide messenger RNA. The record is from RefSeq and is a predicted model, not a curated record. NCBI's taxonomy places the organism in Eukaryota, Metazoa, Chordata, Actinopteri, Cypriniformes, Leuciscidae.